Molecule: messenger RNA, 1304 nt
Organism: Synchiropus splendidus (mandarinfish)
Lineage: Eukaryota; Metazoa; Chordata; Actinopteri; Syngnathiformes; Callionymidae
Product: phospholipid scramblase 2
Exons: 7
Coding region: 5-841 (278 amino acids)
Biological process (GO): plasma membrane phospholipid scrambling
Cellular component (GO): plasma membrane
Molecular function (GO): phospholipid scramblase activity
Source: RefSeq, a predicted model, not a curated record
UUGGAUGCUAGUUGAGCUCCGCAGCAUGUCAGCAGUGGUCACACAGCCGCCGCCUUUCCGUCGCCUGGAGCGAGAAAAGCACAUCUCCAUGAUCAUCAGGACGUUCCAGAACAGAAGUGAUCCCUCACACGAGGCUAACCCGAGCGAGCGCGGCAAAAAUCUCUCUACAUGGGUCCAAGAUCCGAAAAUGGAUCCUUUGGAGAAAGACAUCUGGAGCUUUCUGGACCUUGUCUCUCACAUCUACAUCACUGCUGAACCAGAACUACAAGGUCCACGGUGUGUUCCCAGGAGGGUCUUCAACAUCGCAGCUGGACCCAGCAGGUCACCCAUCCUAGUGGUGGUUGAAGAGAGCUCGUGCGUGUGCCUCCAGUGCUGUGGUCCAGCCCGGGCCUGCUCCCUCACCGGCUUUGACCCCCAGGGCCAGCAGCGCUUUUAUUUUGAAAGGCCGUUCAGGGCGGACGCUUGUUGCUUCGGCUGUUGCCUCAUGGAGGUCAGAGCAUUCACUCCUCAGAAGGAGCUCAUCGGGACGGUACGGCAGAGGUGGAGCAUGUUCACUCCUCUCCUGGAGGUCGGGGACCCGAGGACGCCAUCGUCCACCGUCACCAUCCAGGGUCCCUGCUGCCCGUGCAGAUGCCUCACCAACCAGACCUUUCAGAUCGUCUCCAGCGUCAGCGAGAGGAUCGGCACCAUCUGGAAGAAAUGGCCCGGCUUUAACGCAGAGCGCAACAUGGACCAUGAUUAUUUUGGACUUCAGGUGCCGCCGGGGAUGGACUCUCAGAGCAAAGUGCUGCUCCUGGCUGCCACCUUCUUAUUGAAUCACAUGUUUUUUGAGAUGAGCUGAAAACAUCAGCUACACAUGGAGCAAGACGCUGGACCUCAGAAGGAGGCCGAUGAAGAAUCUGACACCGCAGUAGCAGCAGACGCAUAUGUGACAUUUAUUGCUUUAAUCCAUUUGAUGUACAAUGAAGAGCGCGACUAUACACUGCUGACACCUAUACACACACACACACACACGGCGCCAUGUCACCGCCCAACAUGGGCGGCAUAACAGUUCUUUGAACAAACUAUACCCAUCCUUCUCUUGACAAGAUACCCAAAACAUCUCUCAUUGAUUAAAAUAGUCAGGGUUUUCCAAAGACAUCAGGAUGUCCCUUUUAACAUCUCCAGCCGUCACUGAAGUGGAGCCGAGGACGCAAGUCACCACUUCUGCUCAGACUGGAGCCAGGCACAGUGAUUUUUUUAGGCAGCGCGGCAGUGCAUUCAGAAGAUGCCUGACUGGAGAGUCGCCUUCCUUCACCAGCUAC